UCUUUCCGCAUGGUGUCCAUAUUAUCCUUCAGUAGUUUUACUAUUAUUAUACUUUUAUAGUAUUAGUUGUGUUGAUGGCGUUUUUAAUUGGGGCAUACCCUAAAUAUUUUGACUGUCAGUACAAGUACCCUUAAAAUUUUAAUUUAAACAGAGUAAAUUUUUAGCGUGGUUACGACAAACGUAACAAACUUGCAAAUACUUUCACUAUCAGUAUCAUAUUGAAAGCAUAAGGUUGGGCGAAAGCCCCAGGACAAUCUAUUGCAUUAACUUGAGUUUGAGUUUAGAAUUUUAAGGCCUAUUUUAUUUAUGUCCAAAAUCUCUGUUCCAGCAGCUUUACUAGUCCCAAGAUACAACAAGUUAUGUAAUUAUCAAAUACAUAUCCAGAUUCCCAAUGAAAUAUAUAGAGGAAAUAGAAAAAAAUAUUUUUACACCAAAAGUUAUCACGGAAAUAAGACAUCCAAAAACAUUCAUGAAAUAAAGGAAUGUCAGAAGCUUCUUGGAGUAACAGACAAUUGUACUGAAGAAGAAUUAAAAAAUGCUUUUCUAAGCCUUGCCAAGCAGUACCAUCCAGACUCCAGAAACCAAACAGCGGAUUCACAAAAGUUUGCUCAUGUUCAAUCAGCAUACAGGAAACUGCAAGAAUACAUGGGCAACUUAUCUGAAGAUAACACAAGUGAAGUCCUUGAAAAGAAUUUUGGAAUAAAACACACUGUCCCACAGCACAGACAGUACCUAAAUUAUGAAGGAGUAGGAUAUGGUACUUUAAGUCAAAGGGAGCAGCAAUACCAAAAGUACAAGAUGACUCGAGCUGUUGACCAAGUACAUGAGUAUCGAUAUCAGAAGUUGGCAAGCAAAUAUGAAAACUCAUUAAUGUUAAAAGAUGCAGCUUUAACAAGACAAUUCAAAACAAGUCAAGCAAUGGAAAGAGUAGUUGAAGAUCUGAUACAGAAAUCAAUGUCUAAAGGAGAAUUUAACAAUCUUCCUGGAAGUGGUAAACCUUUUAAAUAUGUUCCUGAAAAUCCGUAUGUAGAUAGAAUGACUCAUAAACUAAAUCAGAUCCUUAUUAAUAAUGGAUUUACUCCAGAAUGGAUUGUUUUGGAGAAAGAAGUCAGAGAAGAUAGAGAAAAACUUUUCCAGCAGAUGGCAGUACAGAGGGCAAGCCUUGGGCCUUUACCUCUGAGUGAAGAAGAAGAGAAUCACUGGCAAAUGAUUUUGGAUAAUCUAAAGCAAAAAGAAAAAGAUCUGAAUGUCAAAAUUGAUAAAUUUAAUAUAAUAGUUCCAGCCCUCAAAAAACAACAGUUGAGAGUUAGGCUGUCUAAGAUGGCACAAGAGGUUUUAGAGAAUGGAAAAACUAAAGAAGAUAAGCAAACAAAAACACAGAUUUCAACAACAAAAACUGGUGGUGGCUUUCCUGACAAUGGCGAAGGGCUCAUUGGGUUCCUUUGCAAUAUAUUUCAAACAAAAUAACAUACAUGUUAACUCCUACUUUUAAAACUAGUUAACCAUUAAAGAUUUAAGUUUUUAAAAAUAAAGCUUUUAAUUUUGUUCAUGAAAGA
Limulus polyphemus (Atlantic horseshoe crab) is the source of this 1556-nucleotide messenger RNA. Its product is annotated as dnaJ homolog subfamily C member 28-like. Lineage: Eukaryota; Metazoa; Arthropoda; Merostomata; Xiphosura; Limulidae. The coding region runs from base 307 to 1467 and encodes 386 amino acids. The transcript is spliced from 6 exons. The record is from RefSeq and is a predicted model, not a curated record.